Messenger RNA from Microthlaspi erraticum, 762 nucleotides. Lineage: Eukaryota; Viridiplantae; Streptophyta; Magnoliopsida; Brassicales; Brassicaceae. The record is from the annotation of a GenBank genome assembly.
AUGCGGGCAUUCGUCUCCGGAUUACCGGGUUAUUCUGCAGCUACAGCGCUGGAGCCGGACAAGUUCGAUUACCCGGAAUGGCACUGGUGGUUUACUUUACUCACGGGGUUUCAAUGGCUAUCGGAUAGCCAUAUGAAGUCCUGGGCCACCAUGAUGACUCACCGCCUAGCAACGCGACCAGAGUUGUUUAAAAAUGAUAGGAUCUGCUUCCUUAACAGCCAUAUCACUCAAUUUUGGGAAAGGGACUGGCCCAGUUUCAGAGAUGUCAAAUGCUGCCUCCUAAUUCGCUGGACUGGUACUUUGCAUUGGGUCGCGCUGCAUGUCUCCAUACCCAAAAGGCACAUUACCAUCUACGACAGUAUGGUGGACUGGCUCGAUGAUGCGGAAAUGGACUUGUUGGUGGAACCCUAUGCGGUGAUGAUGCCGAAUCUUAUGCACUCCGCGGCUCAGGCUGAGGACAAAUGCGUCUACUUCGAUGCGAAGUACACGCACAGCCGUCCGAGUAAGGAUGUGCCGCAGCAAGUGGGGGCUGGAGAUUGUGGCGUGUUUGUCCUCAAGUCAUCGAGUGCCUGGCAGUCGGAUAUGCCGCAUUUCCGAAGACGUUGUGUCAGAAAAACAUCACCAUGUUUAGGGAGCAGAUUGCGUCUGAUAUGUACCAUGAGAUCAACUGCCGUGGACCGGUCGAGGACCCAGAUGAUUGGGACAAUGUCGAUUUGUAUGACGAGAGAUUAUGAAAGGUGUAGGUGUAAUCCCGUAAACUAA